AUGCGUGACCACGAGCUGGAGCACGAAAAACCGUACCAAUGCCACAUAUGUGGCGUACGCCUCAAGAAGCAGACUUUCCUGAAUCAGCAUCUCACCAUCCAUACGGGCGAACGCAACUACAAAUGCGAAGUAUGCGGACUCGCAUUUCGAACAUCGAGCAAUCUGAAAGGACACAUGGAAGUUCAUAACGAUACGAAAAAGUUCGAAUGCAACCGCUGUGAAGCUACGUUCGCUCAGGAGAGAUAUCUCAAGAAACACAUGAAAACACAUUCGACCGCGAAACCAUUCUCCUGCUCCGUUUGCGCCUACAGAGCACGGACCAGCUAUGAUUUGAAAGAACACAUGUGGGUCCAUUCUUCUGUGAAGCCCCAUAAAUGCUCGAAGUGCGAAGCGAGUUUCAGUCGUAGGAAUUACCUUGAGAACCAUAUAACAAUAAAGACUAAAAUCACUCCCAACAUUCGCGCGACCGCCGACAAUCGUUAUUCGGAGAGAAUUCUCUUUUCCGUUCCGGAUCAUUUAUCCUCCCUUCCUAACAUACGCAUCAUCUUUGUAGAAAUGAUGAAAGAAAAUUUGUGUUUCGGUCAAUACGGAGAUGCCAAUGCCAAUAUAAUCGACACCAUCGCCCGACAGCCUCAAAGUGGAGCCCGACGAGAGAAGAGAUUCUCUUGCAGAUUCUGUGAAUACACGUCGGCUAAUGGCUCUCACGUCAAACGUCACGAACUGCGUCAUACUGGUAGGGAACCACAUUACUGCCGAUACUGCGGUAAAGCGAUCGCGAGGAAAGACGACCUUAAACGGCAUGAGCGGACUCACGAGCGAAAAUUCACCUGCCCUAUGUGCCCUUGUGGUUACGACACUCAGGAGCUCCUAUUUGACCAUCUCUUAGUGCGACACAAAGUUUUUCAAACUUCGAAACGCUGA
Molecule: messenger RNA, 921 nt
Organism: Galendromus occidentalis (western predatory mite)
Lineage: Eukaryota; Metazoa; Arthropoda; Arachnida; Mesostigmata; Phytoseiidae
Product: zinc finger protein 596
Exons: 4
Coding region: 1-921 (306 amino acids)
Biological process (GO): regulation of transcription by RNA polymerase II
Cellular component (GO): nucleus
Molecular function (GO): DNA-binding transcription activator activity, RNA polymerase II-specific; RNA polymerase II cis-regulatory region sequence-specific DNA binding
Source: RefSeq, a predicted model, not a curated record